CCAUAAAUGUACUGUCUUACAUAGGCUUUUAUGGCAAAACAAACCAGUUUUCCAGACUAAAACAACUGAUUUAUAAUAGAAUCUUGUUACAUUUUUAUAUUAUAUAUAUUUCAUUCAGAAAGCCAAAAAAAGAAAGCUAGCUAUACAAUGGGAAGAGGAAAGGUAGAACUGAAGAGAAUUGAGAAUAAAAUAAAUAGACAAGUGACUUUUGCAAAGAGAAGAAAUGGACUGCUUAAGAAAGCUUAUGAACUUUCUGUUCUUUGUGAUGCUGAAGUUGCUCUUAUCAUUUUCUCUACUCGUGGAAAACUCUAUGAAUUCUGCAGUAGCUCAAGUAUGUCCAAGACAGUGGAGAAAUACCACAAAUAUAAUUAUGCUGCAGUGGAAGGAAGCCAACCUUCAACAGAUUCACAGAACACGUACCAAGAGUAUUUGAAGCUUAAAACAAGAGUGGAAGUGUUACAACAAUCUCAAAGACAUAUUCUUGGAGAAGAUUUGGGACAAUUGAACACAAAAGAUCUGGAACAGCUUGAACGUCAAGUGGAUUCAUCAUUAAGGCAAAUAAGGUCAACAAGGACACAACACAUGAUUGAUGAACUUACUGAACUUCAACAAAAGGAAGAAUCUCUUACUGAAAUGAAUAAAUCUUUGAGGAUGAAGUUGGAAGAACUUGGUGUUGCCCUUCAAACAUCAUGGCAAUAUGAGGGGCAAAGUUUACAGUGUAGACAGCAGCAGCCUGAUGGAUUCUUUCACCCUGUGGAUUGCAAUAAUACAAUGCCUAUCAGGUACAAUACUGUGCUGCCAGAAGAUGCCGAACCAUCAACACAGCGUGCUACUGAAGUUGUACCUGGAUAUCAGUUUGAUAUUGGAGGGACCCGAUUAUAGCAUAAAGGAUUGGGAAACAAAGUUGAUGAAUGUUAGAGGAAAAAAAAAUUAAUAAAAUGAUGCAUAUCUCUCUUACUCAGAAAUAGACUUUCACUAUUACUGCUUGAAAUAUUUACUUAGCGAACUCUUGAUUAUAUAUAUGCAGAA
This is a messenger RNA of Nicotiana attenuata, 1029 nucleotides long. RefSeq names its product MADS-box protein CMB1-like. The transcript is spliced from 8 exons. Gene Ontology annotation, biological process: positive regulation of transcription by RNA polymerase II. NCBI's taxonomy places the organism in Eukaryota, Viridiplantae, Streptophyta, Magnoliopsida, Solanales, Solanaceae. Gene Ontology annotation, cellular component: nucleus. The record is from RefSeq and is a predicted model, not a curated record. Gene Ontology annotation, molecular function: RNA polymerase II cis-regulatory region sequence-specific DNA binding; protein dimerization activity; DNA-binding transcription factor activity, RNA polymerase II-specific. The coding region runs from base 148 to 882 and encodes 244 amino acids.